Cottoperca gobio is the source of this 3435-nucleotide messenger RNA. RefSeq names its product ataxin 10 (gene atxn10). NCBI's taxonomy places the organism in Eukaryota, Metazoa, Chordata, Actinopteri, Perciformes, Bovichtidae. Gene Ontology annotation, biological process: neuron projection development. The record is from RefSeq and is a predicted model, not a curated record. The transcript has 11 exons. Gene Ontology annotation, cellular component: cytosol. Bases 43 to 1503 code for a protein of 486 amino acids.
AAACCGGACGUCCCGCCCACACAAAUGAAUUAGCAGGCAAACAUGGCAGCUACCACCGACAGCUACAUGGACAUUUCAGCGUCUAUCGCUGGCAUUUUGAAUGAAGAACACUGCCCCAAACACUUGCAGGUUUUAAAAACAUUCGCCACUUCCUUACGUGACAAGGAAUACAGAGAUGCUGUGGAGGAGGAGGUGUUGUCCGGUCUUCUACAGAUCUUGUCCCGACUGAAUGAUGAGCUCCAGGCUGUCAGCUGUGACGAUCAGGACCUGCAGUCUGUUGCUCUGCAGCUGCAGUUGACCGCUGAAUGCUUCCGGGCUCAGAGGAACGUCUGCGUCCAGAGCACUCGCAACCAGAGUCUGCUCAGGGAGCUUGGUUUCAUUGAUGUAUCCCUUAAACUCCUGAAUUUCCUUCAAACCAAACAUUUGAAGAGCAAAGAAGGCAUAUUUGAACCUCUUCGUUGUGGGAUCCAGUUCCUCGGGAACUUAUCGGUUGGAAACCAAAUGUGUAAAGAUGACAUUUGGCAGCUGAGCUUCCCAAAUCUUCUCCUGCAGCUGCUCAGUGUUGAUGAUGAGAAGGUGGUAAACUAUGCCUCUAUGGUACUCCACACGUGUCUGGAUGAAGCCAAGGUGGAGGAACUGUCUGAUCCUCAGAACAUCCAGCUGGCACUCCGGGUUAUGGAGCUCUGUAGGACCCAACCCGACCUGGACUGGACGGUUCUCAUUGCGACCCAAUAUUUCCUGAAGUCUUCAGCUCUGGUGGAGAGCAUGUACUCUGGGAUGUCUCACCAUGAAAGACUUACUCUAUUAGAGCUGCUCUUUGCCCAGCUACAAGAGGAGGACUCAGAGGACUGUGGCAUCCCGUCCGGUGUGGCUCGCUUCCUGGCUAGUUCCUUCCAGAAAGGUUGUGGGGCUGUGCUGACACUCGCUACUGGCUCCGCUUCCAGUGAUGAGGUCCUGCAGGAGGCACUGACGGUGAUUAGUCUGCUGGAUGUGCUGUGUGAGAUGACCUCAGACCACAGGCGGUUCGUGUUCCUGCAGGAUCAUCCUGACCUUCUUGUGACCACUGUUGAGCUCCUGAGGCAGGUGCAUGCUAUAGGCAAGGCCAGUAAGAAUAUUUUCAGUGCUGCUCAGAACUUCUCCUCCUUGGGUGGAGAUGGAGACCCUUCCUCACAUUCUCCUGUCAUCAGCUUCAAGGCCCAUCUUAUCAGGCUGAUAGGAAACCUCUGUUACAGCCACACCAACAACCAGAACAAGGUGAGAGAACUGGAAGGCAUCCCCCUCAUCUUGGACAACUGCAACAUAGACAGCAACAACCCGUUUAUCAGCCAGUGGGCCAUCUUUGCCGUCAGGAACCUCCUAGAACACAACACGCAGAACCAGGAGCUGGUUGCCGCCCUGGAACGCCGUGGCACCGCGGACUACUCUGCGCUCAAGGAGUUGGGUUUCCUGGUGGAGGAGCGAGAUGGAGGCUUGCUGCUCAAAACUGUGAGGAAAGACUCUUGAAAACCUUUGAGGAGCAUCCCAGGGAGAUGAGGCCCUCAACCCGCAAGCAGGUUUUCAUGUGAAGUGUUUGUUUAGAGAGGAAUAAAGUACAUGUGCACACGUAUACGCUUGUGUGAACAUGUACUCUAGUUGAGCUACAAGCCUCAUUAAUGUUACUAAUACUAAAGCUUCAACUGCGUGAGAAUUACAUGUCCACUACUAAACCCUUAAAUAUUGUGCCUGUCCAGAAUAACUGAAAUAGCUUUAGAAUUAGUUAUUUCUCUCAGAGAGGUAUGUAUAAAUUACUUUUCUACCUCAGUAAUGCUUGCACUCAUGCACUGAUGGGGGCUUAAGGUAUUCUUGAUAAACAAAAGGCCCAUGGGGUCCCCCUGGUACAAAAGCAGAGGUCAAGAGUUCAGGAACUUUUGUUUUGUCCUGAUCUAAGUCUGGGAAAUGAAGAGUUUGGGAGUGGCGAGCACAUGCUGGUACCUUUGGCAGGGCUGAUGCUCUGGUUUAAUCCAAAGACAAAGAGCACCACAGUGUCUGGGCUUUUCACUUUUCACAGACACUGAUGUGCCCAGCAGGGGUUGGGCUUUAAUCCCAGGCCCAUAGUGACUUCUGCAGUAACCAUGAAACAGAGAAUGACCAAAACAUGAUGUAAUCAACCCCCUCACAGCCUUACCUACUUAAAUGCUGGUGUCGUUGCCAGAGGGACAUUCAAACUCUUAAAACAAUUUCUCCUAACGGGCUGUUUAAUAAUAUUAUGAUCUAAGGACGUCUCAAUGCAAAACUAAAUCUAAUAUCAACUGAUGCUAUGCACGUUUUGUAAUGUAAAUAACAAUACUCAUUAUACAGCAUGAGCCUGUCACCAUAUCUCUGCUCGUAGUAAUGAGUUUUAUACUCAACAUAGUGAAUCUCAUCUUAUUCCUCAUCUUAUUCUUAAUCUUCUGUUCCCAUCCUAUGACUCAGUACUAGAUACAUAAGGGAUUAGGGUUCAUGGCAUGCAUCAUAGAUUAUUAAUCAUCUUUAGACUCACAACAUUGAGUUCAUGUUUUACACCUUAGACUGCUUCUCUUCACACAGAGCAAGCGAUAUUUGAGUUUUACGAGACUGCAUAGACUUCCUUAGAGAUUUAGUGAAUACUGCACUUCCUUUUGAGCUCUUGCUGUGUGUGUGUGUGUGUGUGUGUGUGUGUGUGUGUGUGUGUGUGUGUGUGUGUGUGUGUGUGUGUGUGUGUGUGUGUUUUUCCUCUUUUGAUAAGAGAUAGUAAUUGUGGAUCAUCAGACGAGGGAUGAGCGCAUACUGAAAGCGUAGGUCCAAAGAGGGAGUGAGUAAAUGAUUUAAUGAAUGAGUGAGUGAAUCAGAGCAGAAGCAUUAGUUUGCAGAAUGACAUCCCUCCCUGCUCCUCCCUUUGCUGGAUAAGCUGAACAGUCCUGACACCUCAACAAUGCAGCGAUUUACUGGCCUGCUCACACCCUGCUCCACCUUGUUUGCUCUGCCUCUGAUUUUUAAUGACAAAAUGUAUUGAAACAAUCGGCUGGACUCUCCUCUCAAUCCACCGGCAUAGUAAAGGGAGCUUAUGCGGUUCCGGUCCCCAGGAUUUCAGACAGCUAACAAAACAGCUGUUACUUGCGCUCGACUGACUGGCUGCAAUGCUUUUCAGCCCCACAGGAAAGAGGCUGUGCGAUUCAGCCGGGCUGAAUGAGGUGGCAUGGCCGCGGCCGCCUGUUCACCUCCUGACACAUUAGUACCACAUCAGUCAAGGCCAGAAGUUCUUGUGUUUCCCAUAUCAGCGUUUUAUACCACAGGCCUUUACUAUAUUGUAUUUGUGCCUUCUGGUUUAAUAUUCGCCUCCAGCAAAAAAAACAAACACUUUGUCAGGGUAUAAAGUACGUACUUUAUGUUUGGGUCAAAUAUGUUUAUAUGAUGCUUAAUAAAGUAUUGUGUGUGUGA